CAAUUCACUUCUGAGGAAAAAAAGAAAAAGAAAAGAAAAAAACCAAUCUAGUGGAGUGGUCAAUAGCAGCUCAAUGGACCCAGCCCUGGAAAGCAGUGAGUUUGUGAACAGAACGUGGGUCCAGUGUGAGAAUGAAAGCUGCUUGAAGUGGAGGUUGCUGCCUCCGGAAGCUGCGGCCAGGGUGGAGCACAGCCAGCCGUGGUAUUGCUUCAUGAAUGCUGACUCCAGCCACAACAGCUGCUCAGCGUCUGAAGAGGAUUUUCCUGCAGAGUCUCUGUUCCUUGAAAGCGGGUAUAAGUUCGUCUAUUCACAGCUUCCUCUGGGAAGCCUGGUUUUGGUGAAAUUACAGAAUUGGCCAAGUUGGCCAGGGAUACUUUGUCCUGAUCCUUUCAAAGGGAAAUACGUGAAGUAUGACCAGGAUGGAAAUGUUGAAAAGUAUCACAUAGAAUUUCUGGGUGACCCCCACUCAACAGCGUGGAUAAGUGCAACAUUUGUUGCGCAUUAUAGUCUCUCAUUAAAGACAGCAGCGUGUACAAAAAGGAAGAGGUGGUAUGUAAGUGCCCUUGAGGAGGCGUGCCGACUCUACAGGCAUUCUCCUGAACAAAGGUUACAAGUGUGCUGCCUGUCAAAUCGGGAUAGAGCCAGAGCAGAUGCCAAAGCUGCCGAGGUGACCGAGAAGAGGAUGCAAGUUUCCAAAACUAAUACUGAAAAGAAAACGCCCAAGGUUAGAAAGAGGAAAAGGAAUGCUGCUUUAAAAUGCUCUGUUGAAAAUGUGUGUUCCGAUGAAGCCUUGUCAAAGGAAAAUAAAGUUGUCUCUGAGACGGAAAGGUUACUGAAGGAGCUGGAGCAAAUGCUGGAGCAAGCUCAAGAGCCCAUAGCCUGGGCCGGUGGAGCAGGCCGCGCACAGUUGUAUCGGUGCAGCCCGGAAGCUCCCCCAGGCAGUCCAUUUCAGAGCUACUGUGAAGAGGACUGUUUUAUGAUUGAUGGGACAGAACUAAAAGCUGAAGAAUGUAUUGAGAACAUAACUAACAAUUUUAAAAAGAUAGAUGCUUUAAUAUCUGAAUUUUAGGGUGUUAUUCAAGUAUUUCCAAAAGUUAAUUAAAAAAUU
Molecule: messenger RNA, 1108 nt
Organism: Phodopus roborovskii (desert hamster)
Lineage: Eukaryota; Metazoa; Chordata; Mammalia; Rodentia; Cricetidae
Gene: Zcwpw2
Product: zinc finger CW-type and PWWP domain containing 2
Exons: 8
Coding region: 74-1069 (331 amino acids)
Cellular component (GO): nucleus
Molecular function (GO): zinc ion binding
Source: RefSeq, a predicted model, not a curated record